Balaenoptera musculus (blue whale) is the source of this 3192-nucleotide messenger RNA. It is a transcript of the gene GSK3B, whose product is annotated as glycogen synthase kinase 3 beta. Gene Ontology annotation, cellular component: cytoplasm; nucleus; cytosol. The transcript is spliced from 12 exons. Gene Ontology annotation, molecular function: beta-catenin binding; ATP binding; tau-protein kinase activity. Gene Ontology annotation, biological process: regulation of neuron projection development; regulation of microtubule cytoskeleton organization; insulin receptor signaling pathway. The coding region runs from base 426 to 1682 and encodes 418 amino acids. NCBI's taxonomy places the organism in Eukaryota, Metazoa, Chordata, Mammalia, Artiodactyla, Balaenopteridae. The record is from RefSeq and is a predicted model, not a curated record.
GACUCGUGAUCCUUCCGCCGCUUCCCUUCUUCAUUGACUCGGAAAAAAAAUCCCCGAGGAAAAUAUAAUAUUCAGAGUACUUAUUUUCAAUCAAGUAUCUGCCCCGUUUCACGUGAUAUAUAUUUUUUAGGACCUCCCAACCAUUUCUCCCCUCCAAGGAAAGGGAGGGGAAAGAACUGUAUUUUUUUCCCAGCUCCCGAUCAAUCUAUAUGUUAAAUAUCCGUACUGAUCUGUCUUCAAGGAGAAAUACAUCGCUCGCUUUUUUUUAUAGCUGUACAAAAGGAGUGAAAAGCCAAGAGGACGAAGUCUUUUUCUUGUGGGAGAACUUAAUGCUGCAUUUAUCAUUAACCUAACACCCCAACAUAAAACAAAAGGAAGAAAAGGAGGAAGGAAGGAAAAGAAGGUGAUUCGGAAAGAGAGUGAUCAUGUCAGGGCGGCCCAGAACCACCUCCUUUGCGGAGAGCUGCAAGCCAGUGCAGCAGCCUUCAGCGUUUGGCAGCAUGAAAGUUAGCAGAGACAAGGAUGGCAGCAAGGUGACCACAGUGGUGGCAACUCCUGGACAGGGUCCAGACAGGCCACAAGAAGUCAGCUAUACAGACACUAAAGUGAUUGGGAAUGGGUCAUUUGGUGUGGUAUAUCAAGCCAAACUUUGUGAUUCAGGAGAACUGGUUGCCAUCAAGAAAGUAUUGCAGGACAAGAGAUUUAAGAACCGAGAGCUCCAAAUCAUGAGAAAGCUAGAUCACUGUAACAUAGUCCGAUUGCGUUAUUUCUUCUACUCAAGUGGUGAAAAGAAAGAUGAGGUCUAUCUUAAUCUGGUGCUGGACUAUGUUCCGGAAACAGUAUACAGAGUUGCCAGACACUAUAGUCGAGCCAAACAGACGCUCCCUGUGAUCUAUGUUAAGUUGUAUAUGUAUCAGCUGUUCCGAAGUUUAGCCUAUAUCCAUUCCUUUGGAAUCUGCCAUCGGGAUAUUAAACCACAGAACCUCUUGUUGGAUCCUGAUACAGCUGUCUUAAAACUCUGUGACUUUGGAAGUGCAAAGCAGCUGGUCCGAGGAGAACCCAAUGUUUCGUAUAUCUGUUCUCGGUACUAUAGGGCACCAGAGUUGAUCUUUGGAGCCACUGAUUAUACCUCUAGUAUAGAUGUAUGGUCUGCAGGCUGUGUGUUGGCUGAGCUGUUGCUAGGACAACCAAUAUUUCCAGGGGACAGUGGUGUGGAUCAAUUGGUAGAAAUAAUCAAGGUCCUGGGGACACCAACAAGGGAGCAAAUUAGAGAAAUGAACCCCAACUACACAGAAUUCAAAUUCCCUCAAAUUAAGGCACAUCCUUGGACUAAGGAUUCGUCAGGAACAGGACAUUUCACCUCAGGAGUUCGGGUCUUCCGACCUCGAACUCCACCAGAGGCGAUUGCACUAUGUAGCCGUCUGCUGGAGUAUACCCCAACUGCCCGAUUGACACCACUGGAAGCUUGUGCACAUUCAUUUUUUGAUGAAUUACGGGACCCAAAUGUCAAACUACCAAAUGGGCGAGACACACCUGCACUCUUCAACUUCACCACUCAAGAACUGUCAAGUAAUCCACCUCUAGCUACCAUCCUUAUUCCUCCUCAUGCUCGGAUUCAAGCAGCUGCUUCAACCCCUUCAAAUACCACAGCAGCCUCAGGUUCCGGUAGUGACUGCAGAUGAAUGGAUAAAGACCUGUUGGAAAGCAUUACUAUGUACAAGAGCUAUCACAGCAGAGUUCAUACUUUUUUAUUCAUUAAUCCCACUUUAGGGAUCUUAACUUCAGGGUACAUCUAAUAGAAGAAAAAAAGCUACCAUGUACAGAGAUAUGAAUAGGAAUAAUUAUAUAAUAACAAAAAAAGAGAGCCAAUAUGAUCUGAAUGGUCAACAGUAGGAAAACGUUUCAGUACAUUAUGAAAUCUCCAUUUGUAUGUAACCAUGAAAGACAAUUAUUAUGAAACUUACAUUUGUGGAAAUAUUCAUCUUAAUUUAUGUGGAGAAAAUUUAAAAGUCUCAUGUACCAUGUUGGUAACUGUGCCAAAAUGUGUAUUUGCGUGUGGAUAGGAACUAGAUACAAAUAUACAGAAAUUAAAACAGUUGUGUUAAAUUAGUGGGUAUCGAUGUUGUUGGAGGUGGGGUUUUUUUUCCCCUCAAAAACUUUCAUUCUUUUAAAUUGUUUUUAGAAUACCUCAGUGCCUGGGGGCAUUAUAUCUGACUGUGGCUCUGAUUGACAUGAGAAACUCCUGAAAAGUAUACAUACCACUCUCAGUCCAUAAAGUAUAAUUUCUUAUUUUGAUACUUAUACCUGAUUUUUCUCCACACCCCCAACAGAUCCUCCCAAAAUUAUUCCAUUUGGGAGACCAUUCAUCUGGACCAUCUAGAGUAAUAGAUCUUGAGGAAUUAUAGUUUUGCUAAUCAAAUAUGAACCACUUUAGAGAUAAUCUGAUCCAGUGCCACCUGAGUUAAGUGUGAGAUGUGGUUGGGAAUUUCAGCUAGAGCAGUUUUCUCUCUGCUUUGUAUAUUAGUCUUCUGGGUAAGGUUUCUUCCAGUGCAAUGGCUCUGCUAUUAAAACAAAUUUGAAAACCACUGAUUUCAUUUCACUUUCCUUAUUAUCUACUGAGAACUAGUGUCCCAUGCUUGUGUAUAUUCAGUAACUGGAAUAUUCAGUAACACAUUCCAUCUUUGUAUCACUUUGUUAGAAAUUUGUCCCCCUAUACCUCUUUCAUUCAGUGAUCCUACUCUGGGGUUAUAGAAAACCAACCCAACUCUUGCACGCAGAAGUCCUUCAAAUUUUAAUGAUGGCUAGCAUCCCCUCCAUACUAAUGAGGAUUUUUAAAUCCUAAUCCUGAAUAUGUUCUAAAGUACCAGGAUGUUAGGUUUUCUAUACAAUUAUUUGUCAUCUGCACAUUUCAUAAACACAUCAAUUUUUUCCUCUAUCCAAGCAACUAAUAGAAUAUAUUAAACAAGACAAGGCAGAGUCUACUAGUUUUUUGUUUUGUUUUGUUUGCCUUUACCGAAGUUACUGAUAAAAUAAGUUAAAUGGGAUUAUGCAACGCUUACUAGGGAUUAUUCUUCUGAUGGUCUCUGAAUAACUGGUCUCUUAACUACAGACCAACCUUACAAUACUCAUUUAUAUAAUAAUGUUAUGAAAACUAAGUAAAAUGCUUUGCUGUUGUCAAGAAAACUUUCAGAU